GGCGGGGGAAGCGCGCCGUGGCUGAGAGGGAGACCCAAGCAGAGAGCCCAGAGCCGGGGACGUCUCCAGUCCUGGGCGCGCAGCCGCCUCCGCCUCCUCCUCGUCCUCCUCAGGCGACCGGGCUCCCGCUGUCAGUCGCGCCUCGGCGCGGGGGGAAACGAUGAGGCCGGCGUGGAGCAGCGGCGGCUGAGGCGCCUCCGAGUCCCGCCUGGCGCACGACGGGGAAGGCGCGUCGAGCAAAAGGCGGCCAAGUGGCCGAGCGCGCCCGGCUGCCCGUCGGCGCCCCCUGAGCCGGCGGAUGGGGCUGUGAGGCGGGGGAGCGCGCGGGCUCGGGGGGGCGCCCGGCGGGCAGGGCUGCGCGCGCGGCGGGCGAGUGCGCGGGGCGGCUGCGGCGAGUUGGCCGAGGUGCGGGCAUGGCGCUGAAGGAGAGCGGCGGCGCGGCGCCCAUCCUGCCCAUCAGCGACGUGGGGUCCGCGGCGGCCGAGGGGGGCGGCGGCGCCUCCUUCCCGGAGGUGGUGGAGCUGAACGUGGGCGGCCAGGUGUACGUGACCAGGCACUCGACGCUGCUCAGCGUGCCGGACAGCGCCUUGGCGCGCAUGUUCGCGCCCCGUCGCGGCGGCGGCGGCAACGGCGGCGGCCCCCCGCGGGACCUGCCGCGGGACAGCCGGGCGCGCUUCUUCAUCGACCGCGACGGCUUCCUCUUCAGGUACGUGCUGGAUUACCUGCGCGACAAGCAGCUGGCGCUGCCCGACCACUUCCCGGAGAAGGAGCGCCUGCUGCGCGAGGCCGAGUUCUUCCAGCUGGCCGACCUGGCCAAGCUGCUCUCGCCCCGGCUGCACAAGCAGGGCUCGCUCAACGACGAGGGCUGCCAGAGCGACCUGGAGGAUGCCAACUCGCCGGGAGGCGGCGGCGGGGGCGCCGAUCUCCUCCCGCUCCCCCCGGGCGCCGGCGACAGGCGCGCCGGCUUCCUCACCGUGGGCUACCGCGGCUCCUACACCAACGCGCGGGACAGCCAGGCCGACGCCAAGUUCCGCCGCGUGCCCCGCAUCAUGGUGUGCGGCCGGAUCGCCCUGGCCAAGGAGAUCUUCGGCGAGGCGCUCAACGAGAGCCGCGACCCGGACCGCCCGCCGGAGAAGUACACCUGCCGCUUCUACCUGAAGUUCACUCACCUGGAGCAGGCCUUUGACCGCCUCUCCGAAGCCGGCUUCCACAUGGUCGCCUGCAACUCCACCGGCACCGCCGCCUUCGUCAACCAGUACCACGACGACAAGAUCUGGAGCAGCUACACCGAGUACAUCUUCUACAGACCACCUCAGAGAACAGCCUCUCCCAAGCAAGAACACAAAGACAGGAAGCACGACAAGAUCACAGACAAAGGAAGCGAGAGUGGAACUUCCUGUAACGAGUUGUCCACCUCAAGUUGCGACAGCCACUCAGAGCCGAGCACGCCCCAGGAAAAUGCAGCAACCACCCAGCCCACCACGGGACACCAGCCAAAUACUCUGACUUUGGAUCGGCCCUCCAAGAAAGCCCCUGUGCAGUGGAUGCCACCGCCAGACAAGCGCAGGAACAGUGAACUUUUUCAGACUCUCAUUAGCAAGUCCAGAGAAACAAACCUUUCCAAAAAGAGGGUGUGUGAGAAGCUGAGUGCCGAAGAAGAGAUGCAGAAAUGCAUUCAGGACUUCAAAAAUAUCCAUAUUCCGGAUUAUUUCCCUGAGCGCAAACGCCCUUGGCAGUCUGAACUGUUACAGAAAUACGGGCUAUAGUCUUUUCAAUAUUUCUUGACAUAUCAAUGGUGCAUUUAGUGUUUAUUAAGUUGCCACUUUAUUACUGAUGUACUUCUUCUUUCCAGUCUGCUCUGAGGUAAACAAGUCAUUCUCUGAGUCGUUUUGUUCUUUAUGUGAACAUUGGGUGUCAGAUGGGUUGAUUUCUUUCCGUUUAUUUUAAAAAUUGGAAAUAAUGAAAUGAAAGCAUUACAGACCACUUUAUAAUAGUUGAAAAUUUGCAUGACCGAGACAUUUUUCAGCUUUCAACCCUCCCAUUCAUGAAACAAAUAUAUCCAUCAGGUCAUUUGUCGUUCUUUGUCCACAAUAGUGGUGAUGCAAAAUACCAGCGGAUGAAGAAGAAUGGAGCUAGUGAUGAAGGAAUUAAAUCCAAACACUUUUUAAAACAUUGAUGCAAUGAAGCAAAUGGUCUGUUUUGCAUGAACACUACAGUGACAACUGAACCACACAAGAAAUAAAAAAAGGUUUGUCUGCUGCUUUGGAUAAAUAUUUUUGUUCAGUACCGAGGCUCUAAAUGUACAAUGUGUUUGGAACUGAGCUUUGUGAGGAUUUGUGUGUGCCUUUGUGUUAUUUUGUAAGGAUGGUGUAAAUAUGCCCUUAUGCUAUUUUAUGGCUGCACCAACACUCAACUGCUAAUGUUCAUCAGAACUGUUUCUGUGAACUGCAAAACUAUCAGCUGCUUCUGAAAACUGGUUUGAUAGUCUGAAAAUUUAUGUUUUCAUGUUAGUCAACAAAGUUGGUGGAGGAAGACUGGAAAAGCAAAAUAUUUGUUAAAAGGAGCCUGCCGUUAGAUUUCUUGGUAAACGGCUCUUCUGUUUUUAGUCUGUCUGAGUCGUCAAGUGAGUUUUUAAGAAGAAUUUUUGCAGUGUUUUUGCUUCUGUCUCAUUAUCACAUCACAAACAACAUGUUUCAGCAGAAAAAUGAAUAACGUUUUGAGGGUAUGUGAGUUUUAAUUAAUGUGUUCAAUAGAGAUUCAGCAUGAUUGAAAAGAACAGCAUUAUUGAUUACUGCUCAGUAUGAUAGUGAUAAAAUCUCAGACAAGAUUGCACAAAGAGCAUUUUAGUUGACAAAGAAGACGAAUACUUCUGACAACUGUUGGGAAAUUACUGUUAAAAUGUCAGAUUGAGGAUGUCAUUAACAAGACAAAUCAGACAAAAACUGUUUUUCCAGUGUAAAAAAAAAAGAAUAUUUAUCCAUAAUGUCAUAAAAAUAAUCUGGUAAAAACAA
Molecule: messenger RNA, 3011 nt
Organism: Sphaerodactylus townsendi
Lineage: Eukaryota; Metazoa; Chordata; Lepidosauria; Squamata; Sphaerodactylidae
Gene: KCTD8
Product: potassium channel tetramerization domain containing 8
Exons: 2
Coding region: 414-1766 (450 amino acids)
Biological process (GO): regulation of G protein-coupled receptor signaling pathway; protein homooligomerization
Molecular function (GO): protein binding
Source: RefSeq, a predicted model, not a curated record